AUGGCGGAACAGACCAAAACCCUCUCCAAGCUUCUUUCUGACCACACGAAGCUCACGGAGCAGGAAGCGAAGACGCGGGCGGUCAGAGUCCAGAUCACCAAGGCAGCAUUCUACGAGCAUUCAAAGACUCAAGCUCAAACGGAAGAGGCUGAUCGACUCAUCGUGGAAAUUGAGGACAUCAGAAAAGACAUGGCGACUCACGAUAAGCUCACCGACUCCCUCAUUAAAGAGAUCGCGGAACUCGAAGCCAACCGCGACAAGAGUCUCGAGAUCAAAAAACGAGAGCCCAACGCCAAAAAGCGAUCGGAGGAGGAAAACAAAUUUUAUGACCGUUGGAAUCCAUCGGAAAUAGAAUCUAAACUCCGCCGCCUGAUUGCCGACAAGAUGGAGCGCUACAGCCUCAAGGGGUCCAUGUUCGCCCAAAUCAAAGCUCGAGAAACGAAAAUCACCGAGCUCUCCCAAAACACGACCGAGUCAGCAGCGGUCUUCAAGGAAAAGGACCCGCUCACGGGUGUAGAAUCCUAUUUCAUGACUCAAGUCGGCUCAACGAGCCUUCCACAAGAUGAAGGAGACUCCCUCCGAGACAUGGGCAAGGAAUUCCGAGCGUUCGUCACGGAUGCCAAGACUCAACGGACCUUCAGACGAGAAAAGCUCCUGAAGUUGCUCGGAAACUACAAGAGAGCCAUGACUCCCGAAUACACCGAGCGGGCGAUCAUCGAAAGCGUCGUCGACGAACUGAUUCGAAUGCCGGACAUGACCCGCAAAGACGCGCUUCUAUCCCUCACGCCGCUUAUGCGCCCAAACGUGCGCCACCAAUUCGACAGAGCCAUGACAAUGAACACGACUCAUCCGACCUUCAAGAAGAUGAUCAUUAACCCCUGCGAUGGUUCAGAGGACUGGCGCACCGAAAAAGACUCUAAACCAGGCCGUGGGCGUCGAGGAGGACACUCGAAUGGCGGCCAAAGCAAGAAGCAGAAAACGGACCAUCAAGGGGAAAAUGCGAGCCCCAAAUUCAACCCCGAAGGAAGCGGACAUUCGGGAGGCCGAGGCCGAGGCCGCGGGCGAGGCCGACGAGGCCGCGGGCGAGGCCGCGGCGGUGGAAGCAAUCAAGGAGGAGACACUAAGAAGUUCCAAGACCAAGGCGGAGUCGAAUAA
Messenger RNA from Oikopleura dioica, 1155 nucleotides. The record is from the annotation of a GenBank genome assembly. NCBI's taxonomy places the organism in Eukaryota, Metazoa, Chordata, Appendicularia, Copelata, Oikopleuridae.